UAAAUACAAAUCGAGUUGUUAAAAGAUUAAUAUAUCAAUAUUAGAUGUUCACAAAUCAUCAUGCCCGCUAUAGCAGCUGCCGACACUACACAUAAGAAAGAUAAAACUCUGGAAUCCAAAAAAUCGUGGAAAGCUAUCAAUGCGGAGCGAAAAGUGAUUAAACAACAGCGCAAGCAAGAAAAACUAUUAAAGGAGCUGCAGAAGGCAGAAGAAGCCAAGAAGUCAGAAGAUCUGAAUGUCGCGAAAAAGUCCAAAACUAUACCUAAUCCAUCUACGGUGAGCAUAGCAGUUCCUGGAUCCAUACUCGAGAAUGCACAGUCUCCUGAGCUGCGCUCAUAUGUGGCCGGACAAAUUGCUCGAGCAGCCUGCAUUUUUCGUGUCAACGAGGUAAUCGUUUUUGACGAUGUGGGUGUGGCAACGGCACGGGAGACAAAACGCAGCUACGACGAGGAUAAUGUCAACGGUACAGUACGGAGAAGCUCGCUUCAAUUGGCGCGUAUAUUGCAGUAUCUUGAGUGUCCGCAGUAUCUGCGUAAGUUUUUCUUUCCGCUACACAACGAUCUGAAGUUCUCGGGCCUCUUGAAUCCUCUGGACACACCACACCACCUCCGGCAGCAAAGCAAAUUUCAAUAUCGCGAGGGUGUUAUUAGUGAAAAACAGGCAAAGGAGGGCCACAGCUAUGUAAAUGUAGGCUUGUUAAAUGAUGUGCUUGUGGAUAAGGCCAUCGAAGCGGGCGUGCGAGUUACUGUCAAAAUGAGUGCUCCUAGUGAGCAAACAAAGAAACUUCGUGGCACUUUGGUCAGUCCGGACGAGCCACGACGCGAGACUGGUGUCUACUGGGGCUAUCAGGUACGAAUAGCACACUCCCUUUCGGAAAUAUUUACCAAAUCACCAUAUGAAGGCGGUUACGAUUUGACACUGGGAACAUCCGAUCGGGGUGCUAACGUGCACCAGAUUCCUAGCAAAUCCCUUCAGUACAACCACAUGCUCAUUGUAUUUGGCGGUCUGCAGGGUCUUGAAGCAGCUCUUAUUGCUGAUGAGAAAUUGAAAGUUGACGAUCCUGAAUUAUUAUUCGAUCAUUAUGUAAAUGUUUUGCCCAAGCAAGGGUCACGCACCAUUCGUACAGAGGAGGCGUUGCUCAUAGCCUUAGCGGCGCUGCAAGAUAAACUCCAGCCCGAGAACGCCGAUCUGGAAACUGAUUUAAUAGAUUUGCUGCCACGCAGUGAAGACACGGGUAUUGCGAUGACACGCGAUAAUUUAGUAAGCCACAAGAAAAAGAAUCGAAGAAUAGUGGAAACCAUCGAGGCCGUCGAUGCCGUUGAAAAAACGGAACGUCGACCAAAUCCGUUUGCGCAGAAGACAGCUGAAGAUGUAACCGAUAAGGAUAUAACUGAAGAUGAUUUCGAAAUAGUUUCUACUGCUCACGAUGUGACCCAUAAGAAGGCCAACAGUAUUGGCGGGGACCUUAGUCGAUUUGAAUAAAAAACUUGCAAUUUA
Molecule: messenger RNA, 1497 nt
Organism: Scaptodrosophila lebanonensis
Lineage: Eukaryota; Metazoa; Arthropoda; Insecta; Diptera; Drosophilidae
Product: putative methyltransferase C9orf114
Exons: 2
Coding region: 61-1482 (473 amino acids)
Source: RefSeq, a predicted model, not a curated record